CCUCCUCCCCGGACUCCGAGCUGUUACCUAGUUACCGGCAAGAGACUGCUACAAUGUUGCGGCGGUGACUCUCGGUGCAUCAGUCGGUCCGCGAGCAGACAGAAGAAAAGACUCACCGACGAACCACCGACUGGAGGACCGGAGCACCGGGCUGCUCACCGGAGAUGAAACACGCGCCGACCGGGAAUUAAACCGCCGACUGCGGCCGGUUCGUCAGUAAAUUCGCCCCCCAGAAGAAAAAUCACCGGCCGAGAGAGAGAGAGAGAGAGAGAGAGAGCAGUUUCUGGAGAUCGACUCGUCAUAAAGAGCAGAUGGGCGGCAGCUGAGCCGAACAGAAGGACGAAGGAGCGGCGUCUCCCUCGCUUCCCACGCCGAGGAUGACGGACGAUGCUUGGGACGGCGGGAGCUCCGCCGGCCCGUUCCCCUUCGCCUUCAACGACAGCGACGCCGACGCCAACGCCACGCUCUUCAACGCCACGCUCUUCAACGCCACGGCGGACCCGUCGGGCGCCUCCGUGGGGGGCCCCAGCGUGGCGGGCGUCCUCAUCCCGCUCAUCUACAUCGUCGUCUGCGCCGUCGGCCUCGGCGGCAACACGCUGGUCAUCCACAUCGUGCUGCGCUACUCCAAGAUGGAGUCGGUGACCAACAUCUACAUCCUGAACCUGGCGGUGGCCGACGAGCUCUUCAUGCUCGGCCUGCCCUUCCUGGCGGUGCAGAACACGCUCCAGACGUGGCCGUUCGGCUCCUUCAUGUGCCGCCUGGUGAUGACGGUGGACUCCAUCAACCAGUUCACCAGCAUCUUCUGCCUGACCGUGAUGAGCGUGGACCGCUACCUCGCCGUGGUGCACCCCAUCCGCUCGUCCAGGUGGCGGCGGCCCUGGGCGGCCAAGCUGGUGAACGGCACGGUGUGGGCGCUGUCCUUCCUGGUGGUGCUGCCCGUGGUCAUCUUCGCCAACAUCCAGAAGGCCGGCGGCACGUGCAACAUCACCUGGCCGCAGCCGGCGAACGUGUGGCGGGCGGCGUUCAUCAUCUACACCUCCACGGUGGGGUUCUUCUGCCCGCUGCUCAUCAUCUGCCUCUGCUACCUGCUCAUCGUCUUCAAGAUCCGCAGCUCGGCGAAGAAAGUCCACGCCGCCUCCACCAAGCGGCGGAAGUCGGAGCGGAAGGUGACGCGCAUGGUGGUGAUCGUGGUGGCCGUGUUCGUCUUCUGCUGGCUGCCCUUCUACGCCCUGAACAUCAUCAACCUGCUGGUGGCGCUGCCCUCCGAGUACCAGGGCCUCUACUACUUCGUGGUGGUGCUCGGCUACGCCAACAGCUGCGCCAACCCCAUCGUCUACUGCUUCCUGUCGGACAACUUCAAGCGGGGCUUCCGGAAGGCCCUGUGCCGCUCCACCCGGAAGGUGGAGAACCACGAGCCCAUGGAGCGCCAGCGGCAGCAGGUGCAGCAGAAGGAGGAGGGGGACGGGGGCGGCGGGGGCGGGGGCGGCGGGGGCAGGUCGGCGCUGCUGCCCAGGGAGAGCCUGAGGCGGGUAAUCGGGCACCAAGAGGAGGACGAAGAGGAGGAGGAUGAAGAGGAGGAGGAGGAAGGUGUCUCGGAGAUGACCGAGAUCUACCGGAUCGCCCAAAACGGCAACGGCGGCUUCCGGCCGCCGGGAACGCCGGAGCCAUCGGUUCCGGACGGGAAGGACAAGGAUGAGGAGCCGAGUGGGAAGGCCGGCAACGCCCCCAACGCCGCCGACGCCACCGGGUCCGCGCCGCCAACGCUUCUCAACACCGCCAAAAACGGGAGCGUUAAAUCUCUGCCGGAGGAACCGGCCGACCGGAGCCCCUCGCUGGAGAUCAGUUACCUGUAGAAGCGGACGCGACUCGGAGGGAACCCGGCGGGUGCCAAAAGACGAACGGACUUCACACUUGCUUUUUUUUGGGCUGGAGCGGGGGGCGGGGUCAAAGUUUCGAGAACAAUUGAAAGGCCGCGCGUUCCCGUUUAUGUCGUGGACAUAAAUGUACAAAGCCGUGUUUUUUAAAUUUGCGUACACCCCGUUAUCACGGGUUCCGGUGCGUCGUCGUACUUUUUUCGCCUCUUUUACUUUCAAUCAAGUUGCUCAAAUUCUUUAUUUCCACGAACUUAAUCCGACAUUCGCUGCGUCUGAAUGUUUUACGGGAGGAGUCGUUGCUUUUUUAAACUAAUAAUACUAAUUUUCUUGCAUUACUUAGUCGCAUUUCGUUUGCUUAAAGGGGCUCGAUGUGCAACGACAACAGCGCCGACGGAGUUAACCGUGUUUUGGCUUUUUAAACUACGAAUUUAAUGUACGGUUUAUUUAUGAUUUUGGGGUCAAAUGAGUGUUUUCUUUCCUUCGUCCUGUAUUUUCAAUCAUAUUUAAUGUAUUGAAAAUUCAAAGUAGCUUCAAAAUCCUCUAAAAUGGAAGUUGACGAAAUGUUUUCUCAUUCUGUUACAUAUCAUCAUUUAAGAGGCUGGGUUGCAUGUCGCAGUUCUCGCAUAUUUAAUCGCUGUAUCAAUUAGCCGUUAUGGUUUGUACCGUCCAGUGCAACAAAGAUUAAAACAAAAGAGAGAUUAUUUUCUUCGUUUCAUCCUGUACGAUUACGAAAAUGUUCAAAUUAAAAACUGUUCAUAAUUUAC
This is a messenger RNA of Pseudoliparis swirei, 2638 nucleotides long. RefSeq names its product somatostatin receptor 3 (gene sstr3a). NCBI's taxonomy places the organism in Eukaryota, Metazoa, Chordata, Actinopteri, Perciformes, Liparidae. Gene Ontology annotation, biological process: neuropeptide signaling pathway. Gene Ontology annotation, molecular function: neuropeptide binding; somatostatin receptor activity. Gene Ontology annotation, cellular component: membrane; neuron projection. Bases 378 to 1853 code for a protein of 491 amino acids. The transcript is spliced from 2 exons. The record is from RefSeq and is a predicted model, not a curated record.